AUGUCGUAUCACCUCCUGCCUGAUGCAGACAACUACAGUCCGCACUAUGGUGCCUCCGAGUCUGGCAGUAGCAGUGAUAGUCCCAUACUUCCUCACAUUGAUGAGCAGCACAGAUCGGUCGUGGAGAAGAGGCUUCUCCGUAAGCUGGACCUUAGAGUAGGCUUCCUGGUUCUGGUUUAUAUUAUGAACUAUGUGAUAAUGUGGCUUAACCGCCCACUCGCAAGUGCAGCAAGGUUGCGUGGUUUUGAGGAGGACCUUAACAUGACGGGGAACCAGUUCAACACACUCAUCAGCGUCCUUUAUGUGGGAUAUGUGUUGAUGCAAGCUCCUUCCAACACUUUCUUAGAUCGCAUGAAAAGGCCAUCAAUGUACCUCUCAAGCUGCAUGGCAUUAUGGGGUGCUAUCACAUUGUUCACUGGUAUGUACCAUACCACUCUCAUCUUGCGUUUUUUGCUUGGAUUUGUCGAGGCAGCGUUCUUUCCCGGGGCUGUAUUCCUUCUUUCACGAUGGUACAAGCGCAACGAGCUAGGGCUACGCACAGCACUUCUUACUUGCGGGAGCUCAGUCAGCAAUGCUUUUAGCGCCCUUAUAGCGUCAGGAAUCUUGGCAGGCCUAGAUGGUACACUGGGUCUUACGGCUUGGAGGUGGCUUUUUUUCGUGGAGGGCACUUUGACCAUCAUAGUUGCGGUGUCUGCAAUCUGGAUUUUACCGGACUUUCCUUCAACGCCGAGCGCCUGGCUGUUGCCUGAUGAACAAACGCUGGCGAAACGACGGAUGGAAGAGGACGCUGCGGCCGGAAAUGAGGACCAAGGCAAGCCCGCAGAGGGAUUUUCUGGUCUUUACGAGGCUCUUAUGGAUUGGAGGGUAUGGUGGCUUGGUGUUGCUCUCAGUUUGAUGAUCGCUUCCUUAUCAUUUGGCAAUUUUUUCCCGACACUAUCCGCUACAAUGGGUUACAAUGCGACCAUCAGCCUCUUGCUCUGCGCACCCCCGUGGAUUUUGGGAACUGCGACCUCUUUUUUUGUGGCCAGGCACUCCGAUGCAACCGGUGAUCGCUUCUGGCACAUCACUGGCCCACUACUUCUCGGCAUUGUUGGGUUUAUGAUUGCCAUCUCUACUAUGAACACGGCUGUUCGAUAUCUAUCGCUAUUCUUUAUGACUCAGUCCUCGGUUGCCUAUGUCAUUUUUUUGACUUGGGUCUUGAAUACCUUCUUCCAAUCGCGGUCGAAGCGCGCUGCAGCCAUCGCACUGAUCAACUCGAUGGCAUCAUUUGGCAACAUCAGUUCAUCUUACUUCUGGCCAUCCAGUUGGGGACCUUCAUACGUGAACUCAUAUGUCAUUUGCAUAUUGACGAGCGCCAUGUCUAUUGCGAUGUGCUGGGCAUUUAGAAAGCACCUUUCUCGGUGCAAUGAAACUGCUGAAGCCGAAGAACAAGCUCUAGGGCUGCCCAAGGGUUUUAGAUAUCUCCUUGCAGCUAGAUUACGUGGCUUCGAGGAUGAUCUUCAUUUAGAAGGGCAACAAUUCAAUACCAUUCUGAGCAUUCUUUACAUUGGUUACACACUAAUGCAGGUUCCAUCGAAUAUGUACUUGAGCAAGAUGGGGAGACCCUCCAUAUAUUUGCCGACAUGUAUGGCAAUAUGGGGUUUGAUAUCAGUCCUAACGGGUCACUUCCUUGGAGCUGUGUGCACCAGGUUCUUUCUGGGAUUCGUCGAGGCCGCGUUCUUUCCUGGUGCUUUAUUUCUCUUAUCUAAAUGGUACAAGCGAAGAGAGCUUGGACAACGGACGGCAAUAUUAAGCUGCGGUAUCAUGAUCAGUAAUGCUUUUGGGUCACUCUUAGCAUCAGCUAUUUUGGAUGGCAUGGACGGAUCUUAUACGGCGUUUGUCGUAUACUUCGCGUGGGUUAGCAACUCUAUUCCCCGCCCGACAUCCAAGCGGGCCGUAGCUCUUGCAUUCAUUAAUGCAUUCUCAUCUUUAGGAAACAUCGCAGGCUCCUAUGUCUGGCCAAAGUCAUGGGGUCCUUCCUAUUCGAAUUCAUGUGCCAUUUGUAUAGGAUGCGGUGCUCUUUGCAUCAUAAUGUCAUGGAUUUUCAGGCGACACUUGAUGCGGUUGAACCAGGAGAGUGAAGCAAAGAAGAUAGAAGGAGGGCUAUCCAAUGAUUUCACAUAUCUGCUAUGA
Suillus paluster is the source of this 2172-nucleotide messenger RNA. RefSeq names its product major facilitator superfamily domain-containing protein. Lineage: Eukaryota; Fungi; Basidiomycota; Agaricomycetes; Boletales; Suillaceae. Gene Ontology annotation, biological process: transmembrane transport. Gene Ontology annotation, cellular component: membrane. The transcript has 16 exons. The record is from RefSeq and is a predicted model, not a curated record. Bases 1 to 2172 code for a protein of 723 amino acids. Gene Ontology annotation, molecular function: transmembrane transporter activity.